AUGCCGACAGAAUUCUCUCUCUUCUCUGCUCUUCCAACCGAGCUUAGGGAAGAGAUCUGGAAUCUAGCUAUUCGCCCAAAGCGCUCAGGAGUUCAUAUAUUCCGCGUUUACAGUACUUAUAUGGGCCAUGAGAAUUCGCCAGAGGAAGUCAUUCACUUCUCAGCCAACGAAGCUUCAUUUUACGGGCACGAACGUUGUGAACUGAGUCUUGCAGUACCAUUGCCACACAAAAGUCUCGACGGUGCCAAUAAAGAUGGCGCUAGGAUGACAUCGUCAUAUAUGAUCGAUACGGGGUUAUGGACUGCCUGCCAUGAAUCAAAGUCCAUGAUGAAGAAGGCCUUUCUAACGAUCAAGAAUACUAGGCACGGCAAAGUUCCAUACUACCACCUAUACAACGUUGAUGAUGCGCUUGGCCAUAAGGCCCUGCAUGUUGGCAUCGAAUACCAGUCAGAUUGGGGACCGCAAUUUUACGACGAGCUACAAGGUGACGGAGAGUGUCCAGCAUUCGAUCAGAUUCAGGGCCUACAACACAAUGUGUUUGCUCCAUGCAUAUGGCUUGUAGAUUACAAUCUGAAGCGAAAAGCAAAUGCUCUUCCCCACGAGGGUGAGUGCUUCUAUGCAGAUGACAGGAAGCCUAUCGCUGUGGAUUCUCUUGGAAUAAGGCUCUCUGGACCACUGGGAGUACAUUGA
This is a messenger RNA of Fusarium oxysporum Fo47, 690 nucleotides long. RefSeq lists its product as uncharacterized. Lineage: Eukaryota; Fungi; Ascomycota; Sordariomycetes; Hypocreales; Nectriaceae. The record is from RefSeq and is a predicted model, not a curated record. The coding region runs from base 1 to 690 and encodes 229 amino acids. The transcript has 2 exons.